Molecule: messenger RNA, 1251 nt
Organism: Athalia rosae (coleseed sawfly)
Lineage: Eukaryota; Metazoa; Arthropoda; Insecta; Hymenoptera; Athaliidae
Product: ribosomal RNA processing protein 36 homolog
Exons: 3
Coding region: 143-835 (230 amino acids)
Biological process (GO): maturation of SSU-rRNA from tricistronic rRNA transcript (SSU-rRNA, 5.8S rRNA, LSU-rRNA)
Cellular component (GO): 90S preribosome; nucleolus
Source: RefSeq, a predicted model, not a curated record
UUCUACCGAGGGAUGGCAGCAGGAUUUAAACAAUAAUAAUAAAUAUAACCUUAAAUUCAUCGAUGAUCUGUAAUAAGUCGCAAUAAUGAAGAUAUAAGGUCUUCAUAGUAUAGUGGAAAAAGAAUAUCCAAACUCUGCUAAAAUGGAAAUAAUCUCUGAAGAGACGAAUCUGUCGAUUGCCGAAGACAAUAAUCGGGAUAAGAUUCGAGCAGAGCUUUCGACGAUGACUUUUGAAGAUUUACAAAAACUCAAGGAAAGAUUGGGCUCCAAAGUUUACAAUGAGGCACUAUUUGGAUCUCGUCAAAAGAAGCAGACAGACUUUAAGAGGGUCAAUAAAAACAGGCCCCGAGAAAUGUCCUCAAAAUUCCAGGUUCCGAGGCAUAAGGAAGUCAUUCCUGUGAAGAAGAACAUAGUCAGAGAUCCAAGGUAUGAUAGCCUGUGUGGUAAUUACAAUGAGAAGGCAUUUAAGAACUCGUACAAAUUUCUUAAUGAAAUCAUGGAUAAUGACAUCAAGAAACUGAAAGAUGAAUUAAAAAUAACUGAGGAUCCAAAGACUAUGAAAAAGGUGAAAUAUCUCAUUCAGAGGUUAGAGAAUCGGCAGAGAGAGCAGAAAAUGAGGGAAACUAAGGAACAGAGAGAAACUGAGGAAAAGCAGGAAAAAAUUGAGGCUCUUAAACGUGGGGAGAAGCCAGUAUUCAAGAAGAAGUCUGAAAAACGGGUUCUCAAUUUGGUGUCACAGUAUGAAGAAUUGAAGAAAUCUGGAAAACUGAAGAAGCACAUCGAGCGUUUGCGUAAGAAAAAAGCUAGUAAAGAUAGGAAAAAGCUUGCGACUUAAGGCCCUGGUAAGAGUUAAUUCAAAUUUGCCUUUUGAAAACAACUAUAUGUGAGGGAGGAAUAAAAUUCUGUAAAUAUCCAUAAUUACAUCUUGGUUAACAAACAAUACUUCAUUACAAAACGAAGACUUUUUUUACAUUAACGUGAUCUUAAUCAGAAUAUCAUCGAUACUAAAAAUAUUUUUCGCAAUUACGAAAAAUGCGCUUUGGAAAAUUCAUUCUACGAUUUGUGGUGCCAGACUACCAUAUAUAUUUUUCUGUAAAAGUGAGUACAUCUAUAUCAAGCCAUCAAUCAUCUAGCAAAAAUUUGAUAACAUAUUCUUAAGCUGCGUAUAAGAUCAAUUCUAGAAUUCCAUAACCGUGUAUAAGUAUACAAAUGUACAUACACGAGCGAAUAAUUAAUAAUGUUCAGCAAUCA